Messenger RNA from Esox lucius (northern pike), 1760 nucleotides. RefSeq lists its product as uncharacterized. Gene Ontology annotation, cellular component: mitochondrion. Lineage: Eukaryota; Metazoa; Chordata; Actinopteri; Esociformes; Esocidae. Gene Ontology annotation, biological process: glycine biosynthetic process; dihydrofolate metabolic process; folic acid metabolic process. The coding region runs from base 208 to 789 and encodes 193 amino acids. The record is from RefSeq and is a predicted model, not a curated record. The transcript has 6 exons. Gene Ontology annotation, molecular function: NADP binding; dihydrofolate reductase activity.
UACAAACAGAUCAUUCUACAAAUGGUCCGACUGUCAUCGGGGGCUUUUGGGUCAUACUCGGUCGGUAGAACAAUAUAAUUAUGUACAAUAUACAUAUAAUUUCCCUAAUCCAUUAUAUCUGCCAGCGUAUCUGAAUGUGUUAUAUAAAUACGUGUAGAGAGGUAGUCAGUCAGUUUAUGUUAUUUGCUACCUACAAUUCUAUCGACGAUGUGUGCGGACAAAUUAAAAACAAAACCUUUGAGGGUCAUCGCCGCUGCUUGCUCCAACAUGGGAUUAGGGAAAAAUGGAAAAAUGCCAUGGCAAUUACCAACAGAAUUCAAAUUCUUCUUGGACACUACCACCAAGGUCUCUGAACCAGGGAAGGUCAACCUGAUGGUGUGGGGCAAGGGCUGUUGGUUCUCCAACCCAGAAAGUCUGUUCUCCUUAAUGCCCAAUGUCCAACAUGUUGUCCUGAGUUCAACCCUGCGCACUGUCCCGAAGCACGCCCACUUCCUCUGUCAGGAUUUUGACAGCAGUGUUAACCUGGCCUCGCUGCCACCCCUCUGUGAGCUGGUGGAGACAGUCUGGGUGGUGGGUGGGCCACGGGUCUAUCAGGAGGCACUGAUGCAUCCAGGGUGUGACCUCAUCUAUCUUACUGACAUCAUGGCUGACUUUGACUGUGAUGUAUUUUUCCCGCCAUUUGACCGAAACAUUUUUAGGAAACAAGAGAGGUUUCCUGGAGUACCAAAUACCAUUCAAGAGGACAAUGAGGUUCAAUUUAAAUUUCAAGUUUUCAAGAGGGAGCUCUAGGAAAAUGUGAUGAUUUUGAAACAAACUGUACUUAAUGAAUUUCAACAGUAUGACUAUUAUUUGUAUCUGUUUGUGUUUGUAAACCUUGUGGUUUCAAUUCUAACUGCUGAUUGGCUGAUAGCCCUGGUAUAUGAGACCGUGUUCCACAGCAAUUACAUCACAUUACUUUUUUCUGCUCUAAAUUUGUUGGUAACUGGUUAAGAGCUUUAAGGUAUCUCUGGGGUUUGUGUUAUAAUCAUUGUUGAUAUACCACGGCAAAGAGAUGUGUCCAGGCACUCCGCGAUGUGUUGUGCCUAAUAACAGCUCUUAGCCGUGCUUAGCCAGCACUUAUACUACACCCGCUCAUGCCCUAUUGCUUGUAUUACAAAUGUCACACUUAGUGAGGCUCACACAUCAGUGAAUCAGACGAGUAACGUCCUCUAACCGUCUCAUACCACCAGUGAAUCAGAUGAGUAAUGUCUAUUAGCACAGUUCCAGAACACUUGUGAAUCAGAUGAGCCAUGUCUAUUAGCACAGUUCCAGAACACUAGUGAAUCAGAUGAGCCAUGUCUAUUAGCACAGUUCCAGAACACUAGUGAAUCAGAUGAGCCAUGUCUAUUAGCACAGUUCCAGAACACUAGUGAAUCAGAUGAGCCAUGUCUAUUAGCACAGUUCCAGAACACUUGUGAAUCAGAUGAGCCAUGUCUAUUAGCACAGUUCCAGAACACUAGUGAAUCAGAUGAGCCAUGUCUAUUAGCACAGUUCCAGAACACUAGUGAAUCAGAUGAGCCAUGUCUAUUAGCACAGUUCCAGAACACUAGAGAAUCAGAUGAGCCAUGUCUAUUAGCACAGUUCCAGAACACUAGUGAAUCAGAUGAGCCAUGUCUAUUAGCACAGUUCCAGAACACUAGUGAAUCAGAUGAGCCAUGUCUAUUAGCACAGUUCCAGAACACUAGUGAAUCAGAUGAGCCAUGUCUAUUAGCACAGUUCCA